Diutina rugosa is the source of this 828-nucleotide messenger RNA. RefSeq names its product proteasome regulatory particle lid subunit. The record is from RefSeq and is a predicted model, not a curated record. Gene Ontology annotation, biological process: proteasome-mediated ubiquitin-dependent protein catabolic process. The transcript has a single exon. Gene Ontology annotation, cellular component: nucleus; cytosol; proteasome regulatory particle. Bases 1 to 828 code for a protein of 275 amino acids. Lineage: Eukaryota; Fungi; Ascomycota; Pichiomycetes; Serinales; Debaryomycetaceae.
AUGGCGUUGUCGAAACUCACGCUGGAGUUGUACUCCCUCUUUGACUCGGAGCAGUACGACAAGUGCAAGCAGCUCCUCCCCCCCAUCCAGGUGGAAUUGAUCAAAAACAAUCUCUUCACGCCGACCGCCGCCGCCACCGCCACCGCCGACGGCAUCAACGAUCUCACCAUUUCCCAACGGAUCUUUGAAAUUGGCGCCCUCCUGCUGUUGCUCGCCCACGACUACCCCAAUUUCGAGAACUUCUUCGCCCAAUUACGUCCGUUCUACGCCGACAGCAAAUUACACCCUAACCGCGAGAUCGACACCGAUACCACCAAGAAUAUCCUGUUGUACUUGUUGUAUCUUUUGCUGCAAGGGUGGACGCUGAAGUUCCACGUUGAACUCGAAGUAUUAUACAAUCUGGACCGCUACGACGUCGACCACGACCGCUACCUCCAGUUCCCCAUUGCCCUUGAACGUCACCUUAUGGAGGGCAACUACAUUAAGAUCUGGAAGUUGCUUAAACUGGAAAAUGAAGUGCCCUGUAAGGAAUACACCCAUUUCAUUGAUACUUUGACCCACGCGCUUAGGCUUGAGAUCUCGAAGCUGAUUGAGAAGACCUACGACACCAUCCCCAUCAACAACUGCAAAAACAUGUUAUACUUCCCUCAGGAGAUGUCCGACGCUCAGUUUGAGCUGGUUGUUCGUGAGGAAUUGGGCCACACCUGGCGGUUUGACGGGGCCAAUAUUAUCAUUGAUAGAGACACCACCGCCACCACUGGCCCUGAACUGGAGCUGAUUAUCAAUAACGUGUUGAACUACGCCGACCAAAUCGAGUCGAUUGUCUAA